AAAAGCCUCGACACACGCUCGCCUACGCGACCCAGACGGCGGCCCGUGGCGCGCGGGGAUGAACGCGGCGUGCUGCGCGAGACCGAGGCCCGGCCACGUAGCGCUGCGGCCGGAGGCAGCGCGAGUCUGUGCACGAGAAGGAAAAAAAUGCGGACGGCUCUUAGAAACUAGGGGGAAAGGCAACAAAAAAUAAAUAAAUAAAAAGUCUUCUGAGCGAGGAAAAAAAAAAAAAAAAAACACCCGUACACCGCGGAGGCACAGUGGACGCAGGUACAGCGAGCUAGCGUGAUGUUUGCAGCCCCGAAUCCCUGCAGCACUGAUUGCGCGCGAUGAGGAAGAGGGCGCUCGCGCCGAGGGUCCCAGGUCACCGACUGCUGCAGGAACAGCCUGGACGGGUUCCCCGGCUACCUGCCAGCGAAUGAACUGAACAGCUGUGAGGUCCUCGGAGAGCUGCGUGUCGAGCCAUGCUCGUCUUGGGUUCUUGCCGUGAGGAAGAUAGCUACCGCUGAGGGAGCAGCCUUUGCAACAGUAUUUCAGCGCUGCUUCAUUUUCUUGGUAUCGUAGACACUGUCAAGGCCACAGGCCACCGUGACCAGUUAUUCACCUAAGCUGUAGAAAGUGCAUAUAUUGGAUUUAAAAAAUAAAAGCUAUUUUUUAAUUAUUAUCAUCAUCGAUUGGGGUAGGUUUUAAAGAACAUAAAAUUUUCUCCAGAACGUUUUGUACAACUGCAGGACCUAUGGCAGCCAGCUUUGGGUAAGAUUAGCCCUCUCCGUUCUUCUGUCCGUGUGUUCUGGGGAGGGGUGUGGGGUUGGCGUGACCCCCACCCCUCCUUGAGGACCCCCUGGGGUGGUUCAGUAGCUUCUGCUAGAGCAAAAGCAGCAGCAAGGAAAAAAAACAAUACAGGCCCCAACGGACAGCGCCCCCUUCUCCUCUCCCUCCCCCUUCCUCCCCACCCCCCAAGAUAGGUCUCCGAUGAAAUCCGGUCAGGACUUCAAGGAGGAGGUCUCUGCCCCCAGCAGUGGCGUGAUGGCCCAGGAUGACGGGCGGAGAGCGCACAUGCCACAGGGUUACUACCACACCCAGCCUCCUGAGCUGGACCUCUCCAGCAAGCUGUACAAGCGGGAGAGUGGCGGAAAGCCGUACUCAGUGCUGGUGGACAGCAAGCUGGGAUCCAAGGGCCUCUUGGGGGAACAGGCCCCAGGGCACGUGAAUCCUCCCCAGCAGCAGCCGCAGUAUUACAGAGAAGGAGGUACAGUGGGACAGGAGGGGGGUGCAGGGGGGACGCCUGGUGCCGCCCAGCAGGCUGGGGCAGAAACGUCUGAUGACACAGAUGGCUCUGAGGAUGAAGAGGAGGAUGAGGAAGAAGAGGGUGAUGAUGAUGUAGCGGACUCUUUCAAACGAGAGCAGAUCAUUGUGGAGGUGAACUUGAAUAACCAGACCCUCAACGUGUCGAAGGGUGAGAACAAGCAGGCCUCUCCCCUGGCAUCCGCAGAGCCCUCAGACAGGGUCAAGUCUGGGAGUGAGGAAGAUGAGGAGGAGAGUGUGGAGGAGGAGGAAGAAGAGGAGGAUGACGAUAAUGAAGAGGAGGAAGAGGAAGAAGAGGAGGAAAACGAGAGCCGAAGAACAAGAGCCAAGAAACCUCGCAGAGGUGGAGUCGGCACGCAGCCGCAGCGCAAGACCCGCCGGGCGACCAUGGUAGCCGCAAGCGCCGCUACCCCUGGCAUGACAACCAGGGGCAGGCGGAGGUGUGCAGAGCCGCCCAAGAAGAAAACGCGGCCAAGCAGGGAGAGCAAAACGACAGUCUCGAGACCAGCCCCCGGUGACACUGCCACGCCCGCAGGGAAAGGAGCCGCAGAGGAGCGGGAGACGCUGGCCUGUGAAAAGUGCCCACGUGUCUUCAACACCCGCUGGUACCUGGAGAAGCACAUGAACGUGACACAUCGCCGCAUGCAGAUCUGUGACAAGUGUGGCAAGAAGUUUGUCCUGGAGAGCGAGUUAGCGCUGCACCAGCAGACGGACUGCGAGAAGAACAUCCAGUGUGUGUCCUGCAACAAGUCCUUCAAGAAGCUGUGGUCUUUACACGAGCACAUCAAGAUUGUGCACGGGUAUGCCGAGAAGAAGUUUGCCUGCGAGAUCUGCGAGAAGAAGUUCUACACCAUGGCGCAUGUUCGCAAGCACAUGGUCGCCCACACCAAGGACAUGCCCUUCACCUGCGAGACAUGUGGGAAAUCCUUCAAGCGCAGCAUGUCCCUGAAGGUGCACUCGCUGCAGCACUCGGGCGAGAAGCCUUUUCGUUGUGAGAACUGCGACGAGAGGUUCCAGUAUAAGUACCAACUGCGUUCCCACAUGAGCAUCCACAUCGGCCAUAAGCAGUUCAUGUGCCAGUGGUGCGGGAAGGACUUCAACAUGAAGCAGUACUUUGACGAGCACAUGAAGACACAUACAGGGGAAAAGCCCUUCAUCUGCGAGAUCUGCGGGAAGAGCUUCACGAGCCGACCCAACAUGAAGCGGCACCGGCGGACGCACACGGGCGAGAAGCCGUACCCCUGCGACGUGUGCGGCCAGCGCUUUCGGUUCUCCAACAUGCUCAAGGCCCACAAGGAGAAGUGUUUCCGCGUCACGAGUCCUGUGAACCUGCAGCCAGCUGGCCUCCCCCUGCCGCUCCAUAUCCCCGCCCCUUCCUCUUCCUCUGGGCCAACCCCUGCCGGCCCCGGUCCUGUCCCUGGCCCCGCCUCAAUAGCAUCCUCCGGGCCCGCGGCCGGCAGUCCUCCGGCCCCCUCGGCACCUCUGGGCCUCAGCCCCUCCGGAGGGGCCAGCCUCCCGCCUCGAGCAGUGGGACACGCUUACCCACAGCUGCACCUGCACACACACCCUUCCCACCAGCACCACCAGCACCACCACCACGCACCGCAUCCACCACCACACCACCACCUCUCUGUGCCGCCCGUCUCACACCUGCCGCCUCCCCCUGCCCUGUUCAAGAGUGAGCCACUCAACCACCGUGGGCACGAGGACAGCUACCUGCGCCACAUGGCCUCCCCAGACAAGAGCACAGGUGCCCCCCAGCACCAGUGAACACGGUCGGCCAUAGUGCCAGGGGACAGAGAGAAACGUGUUUUAAAUGAGUUUGUCUUCACUAUCCUUUUGGAAUGCCUCUGUUUUCAUAACAUCCAGGAUGUGAGAGAGAGACCCUGAGAGCAUCACACACCGGCAGUGUGUGUGCUGUCUAUUACCUGUGAGCCUGUGUGUGUGUGUGUGUGUCUGAGAGUGUGUGCGCAAACAAGAGUAUGUGAGCAGUAGCCCCAUUCCCCAGGACUCAAGGUCUCUUACAGGGUGGGCUUGCAGUGGUGGGAGGUGUUCCUUAACUGGCUGCUUAUUACUUCAGACAUCAGUUAGCAUUACAGCACCACAUCCCGUUGUCCCCCUUCAGUAACGUUUGGUAGCGUAUAUGGAUCGGAUCUGUGUGUAUGUUUCUGUGUGUAUGCUUGGAGAACGAGUACAAAUGUGGCAUUCGUUCUGGUUCCACAAUGGUGAAAUUGUCACCGAGGUGUAACGUUUUGUUAUAUGGGUUAUUUCUACUCGUCUCUGCAACAGUAGCUUUGGGGAGCAAGGAGCAUGGAUUUUAGUGUUUUCCCGUAAAACAAACAAAAACACAGUACUGUUUUGGUCACCUGAGCUGUUCGUGCAACAUGGACACGGCAGCUCUGCGAAACACUAGUUCAGGCUCGGUGGGCGUGCGGCUCCUUGAUCGUGACAAGUCGGACUUUGAAGUCUGCUGUGAUGGUGCUGAUGUGGCACUUAAAGAAAUGUUUAAGUUUAAUUCAGUUUUUCAUUCAAACAUUGAACUUUUAAACAUUAAACACAUUUUGAACCUUUGAACAGGAAACGUUUUCAUUUGAACUUUCCACGUUAGUCAUUUUCCUUGUGUGAGGGUUGCUUGGGGAAGCAGCAGGGGGUUGAGCGGGCACGUCCAAACCUUGCUUUCUCCAGCUGCUCCUGGGAAAACCAAAGGCAUUCAAGAGACGCGAUUCCUCCAUGUCCUGGGUCAGCUCGGGGGUCUUUUCCCAGUGGGAUGUGCCUGGUAUAACUCCAGAUGGAGCCAACCAGGGGCCAUUUUUAUGACAUUCCUGAACCACCUCAACUGGAUCCAGAGAACAAGAGACUUCUCUGGGGCUCUUAAGGAUAGUGGAGUCCUCACCCCUCUAGUCAGUCUAGGUUCACACCACUCAUGCCUGCCACUUCUCUGGAUUUGUGUCUGACCUCCAUGCUUCACCUUGCACGUAAGGAGCUCGGGUUAUGACUCCAUGUCUCCAUUUCAGGCUGAGUCCAUGUGGGUUACAUGGGUGACCUCCCCACAAGGCACUCCUGUGGCUCCAGGAAAUUUUUUUUUUUUUUUUUUUUUUUUUUUUGGUGUGUCAGCAGGGUGGACUUUUCCAUGUGUACUCAUGGAGAUUUGUGGACAGUUCAUGAUCUAGCUUCUACCUACAGACCCGUUCACUAACGGUAACCCUGUCAGGAACACAAGGCUCUAGACAUUGCAGCUUGAUGGUUUACACAAGGCCUCAACCACCACGCCAACGUGAGUUCCUUGGUGGAGACUCUUCAUGGCUUCCCCCCCAUAACAUUUAUAACAUGAUUUUGGCAUCUUGCUGCAAAGUGUCCAGUUGGCCCGUAACUCCGCCCCUUGUUUAUGGCUUGUUGAACACUUGUUGCUCCAUCCCCUUGCUUCUCCGAGUGCUACCUAUUGUGUGUCACUUGAGAGAAUUAGUUAAACUUUGAGCUCAAUUUAGCUUUUGAACGAAAUCCAAAACAUAUCACAGCGGUGCUCUUGUCAUUCUCCUCUUCCCACAGCCUUCCCCAUGAGCUGCUUGAUCGUGUCUCUUGAUGGGUUCUCACUUUCGAGCAGCUGGUCUUCAUUACUCUGGGAGGGCAAUGGGAAGCUGUCCAUCAGGUUCAGCCCCACCCAGUAGCUACACCACCCAUCAAUAUUAAAUGUUUAUGCAUUUAGCUCAUCUUUUUCUACAGAGCAGCUAAUAACAUUGAACUGCACACAAUGAGUUACUCAUUUAUACAAAUAAGCCAUUUUUACUGGUGCAUUUUAGGGUAAGUACCUUUCUCAAGGUUACUACAGCAUAAGGUAGGAUUUGAACCUUCAUCCUCCAAGUCUGAAGGUAGCAGCUUUAAGAACUACACUACUUGCUGCCUGAGGAGAGGCUCCUAAGUCCUGUUUUAGCUGUUAAUGUUCUUUCAAGCAGGGAAAAACGUACUAAUUUCUGACCCUUCAAGAUUUUAAAACAAAUUAAUUUUAUUUCUUUAAAUACUAAUUUCUUAGCUUGAGACUGGUGGCGAGCAGCAGCCUGAGCCUUCAGUUGUAUUGCUCUCACAAAUCUGUUGCUUCUGUUGUCACUUUGCCACGUUACUCGAUUGCAGGACGAUUGUCAUGAUUCUGAAUAACACCUAUUCUGAGGUUCUGCUCUUCUAAGUCGUGACCAUGCAUAAUGUAAUUGCAUGGUUGUAUUUUUUUCAUAAUGUGGCUGUUAGUUAUUUUAAAAAACAGUUAUCUGCUGCUUACCGUGGGUGCAUCCCCACAUAGAAAUACUACACUUAUGUAAGUGCUGCUGUUUUUUUGUUUUCUUUUGUCCCCCCCUUCCCUAUUUUCACAUGAAAUUCUUGUGAAUUUGUAAUAGACCAUUGGUUGUUUUUUGACCUGCUGCGGUACAGGAUGAAUGAGAGGCGCCUGGCUGGUUGGCUCCCCGUCAUAAGAGCAUCGUUCAUUUCACUGAUGCACUAACCUUUUUCCUGGCAAAUCCAGUGAAUUAACAACAGUUCCUUCAGAUAUGAUUACAGCUUGUUUCCUUUAUUGAACUUAUGGUGGUUGGCAUGUGUGCAUUUCUUCAGUGUUUCUCAAGCUGCUUCACAGCAAGAAGACCUUAGGUCCUUCUUUAGAACUAGAGGUAGUGUUACAUCUCCAAGGCAUUGUUGAAGGACUGUUUUCCUGGGGCGGAGAAAACACAUUUCACAUCAUGUAGGUUCCCAAAUGUCGAUCUGAGGUGGUGGUGUUUGUUUUUUUUUGGGGGGGGAUCCCUCCUGUUAGUGUUUGACAGCAUGCUUGGUUGCUCACUGGCUGUCACCAAGCUUCCCAACAAGCGUUGAGAAAGCCAUCAUCAGUGACCCUCGUUGUGUGUAUGUAUGCAUGUCUGUGUGUGAGUGAGAGCUCAUAGAUGUCUUCUAUUCACUAGUUCCCAUAUCCAAGGGGGGGGUCCUGUGGCUGACCCUACAAAUUACCCAUGACUCCCUGUGCCAAGGAGCAUUCUAUUCACAUGUCCAUGCACUCUAGUGCCUGUGCAGUCUUGCAGGCACAUGUAGGUCUCAGGAACUUUUGGUCACCAUCCUACAAUUGCAUUCAGUAUGCUUACAGGAGUUUAGUUUUUAUAGUUUUUUUUUUUUUUUAAUUAAAGAUGAAUAAUUAUGACAAGUAUGUUCUCACGUCUGUGCAGCAAGUACAUGUCUUAAGUGACUGUCCAGGAACAUUGAUCAUACGCUCCCCUGCCGUGGCUAAGACCAACCUCCAUGGUCCUUCACCUCAUGCUUUGUUACCAAGCUGCUUUCUGAACACGGUCAUUCUGUGUAUGUCAAGAGUUUGAUUAAGGCAGGUUUCACACGUGACUGUUCUGUGUCCGUAUCGUAUGGUCGUUUGGUUAUUCUUUGGAAAUGGUAUGUCUGAUUGUAGAGCUUGGCCAAGGAGAGACGGGCUGGUCUUGACAGGUUGGUUCACGUUAUGUUAACGUUCACGUUGUCCACAUGAGUGGUGCAUAUGUCUGUCCUUGAGAAGAUGGAGGGGAUAAAGCGGAGAGAGCUGUCCUGUGGAGCAAAUUCAGCAUUCAAGAGCUCUUCUCUUUCGCAGUCCAUGCUGGCAUUGCUUCCCUGCGGUGUUUUCAGGAUGUUCUCCAAGCCGACUGUGAUCAACUGAUGUUCGGUACCGCUUUCCAAGCGUUAUUUUGUGUUGUUUAGAACCCGCUGCACUUUACUGCUGUGUGUUUGCAAUGUGGUGAAGGGUGGGAGGCUGCCGCAAGCAUCCUGGGAAGUCGAGAAAAGUCUCCCAGAGGAUGCAGAUGACAGAUGUCUUUGAAGCAGGACAGAGGAAAUUGGGGAGGGGGGCAGGGGGGGAGUAACUGGACAGAGAGGACAAAAUCCUGACUUGCAGACGUUUUGUUUGGCCAACUUGGAUCCAGGGAUGACGACUUUAUGGACUCCAGAGAACAUGAGGCUCUCCCUUUGGUGCUUUUUUUUUUUUUUUUUUUUUUUUUUUUUUUUUUUUUUUUUUUUUUUUUUUUUUCUUCCCCCUCCCCUCCAUGGACUCCAGUAUUGUCAAUCUUCCACAAGCCCCUCCCCCAGGCUCACUCAACUCCACCCUCUGUAUCCCGCAUUGAACAGGAUGCUUCUUUGUCAUUUGUAUUGGGUUCCCAUUUAUUAAUGUUUUCCCCCCUCUGUUCUGUUGUAUAUGUCUCCUUUAUCUUUGUUAUAUAGAGAUGCACUUUCUACUAAAAUCAUUGCUAGUUUAAAAAAGAAAACAAUACUGAGUUCUAUUCUUUAAAGAUGUUUUAAAAAGCAAUCUACUUUUUAUGUAUUUUUAACCACUUAAUGUAGCAUUGUGUAUUUUAUUCUGGUGAGUAUCUGGUACACAUUGUGCAGCUUUAUGAUGUUUUUGGAGUUGGAGAGGAAGUGCUGGGCCUUUUGAUAAUGUGCAUUUAACAGACUUUCUGCUAACUUUCAAAGUAAAAAAAAAAAAAAGUAGCCAUAAUUAUGACCCAGUGGCUUUGCUGUCUUUUUUUUUUUUUCUUUUUUCUUUUUUUUUUUGGGCCACUGAGAGAGUUUGCAUUAUGGUUGUGUGUUAUAUGCAGGACAAGAUUCAAGGUCACCCUCAAGUCGUAAUUAUGUUGUUUUCGCUGCAUUACGAUGUAGCUAGCAAACGUGGAACUCUCCUGGCACAGAAUGCAACUUGGAGAUGGAAAAUCACAGCGGUGUCUCGGAAGCAACACGAAUACACCUUUUAAAGAAUGUUGCAUUAAAGU
This is a messenger RNA of Scleropages formosus (Asian bonytongue), 8072 nucleotides long. Its product is annotated as zinc finger protein 652-like. Gene Ontology annotation, molecular function: DNA-binding transcription activator activity, RNA polymerase II-specific; RNA polymerase II cis-regulatory region sequence-specific DNA binding. NCBI's taxonomy places the organism in Eukaryota, Metazoa, Chordata, Actinopteri, Osteoglossiformes, Osteoglossidae. Gene Ontology annotation, cellular component: nucleus. Gene Ontology annotation, biological process: regulation of transcription by RNA polymerase II. The record is from RefSeq and is a predicted model, not a curated record. The transcript is spliced from 6 exons. The coding region runs from base 973 to 3075 and encodes 700 amino acids.